AGCAAGCUGCCUUCAGUCUUUUGCAUGAUAAUAAUAAUAAUAAGGAAAAGAAAAAUGGUGGUACAGAGGGUUUUAGCAUCUACGCUCUGCAAAGCUCACCAGCUCAGAUAUUUAUUUACUCCUUUCUUUUCCGAUUCACUUACUUACAGAACCACCAGUUUGUUCCAUAUCAUAUGCAAGGUAUUUUCUCAGGCACCUGCAUUUAGGCCAGUCUAUGUUCUCGAAGGGCCUCACAUAGGUGGACACCGGUGGAUUCACUUUGGUCCAACUCUGACUGACAUUGACAAAGAUGGGGAGCCACCCCCCCUUUCUGGACAAAGUACCAUGGUCGAAGGUUCUGGCUGUGCUAAAGUGAAGAGGAAAAAGUUAAAAGGAAAACGGGCAGUUGUAAGGUGGCUAAAAUUCUUCAGAUGGAAAAAGAAGAAAGAAUAUGAAAGAAUGACAGCAGAAGAAAAACUUUUAUACAAGUUGAAGAAGGCUCAAAAGAAAGAGGAAAGGUAUGUUCAAGCUUUAAAGAAGAUUGAACCUGUGGAUUCAUCAGAAACAACUCAUGAUCCAGAGAUAUUGACUCCAGAAGAGCACUUCUUCUUCUUAAAGAUGGGCCUCAAGUGCAAGAAUUAUGUGCCAGUUGGAAGGCGGGGAAUAUACCAAGGUGUAAUUCUUAACAUGCACCUGCACUGGAAGAAACAUCAAACUGUACAGGUGGUGGUGAAGACAUUCUCACCAGAGGAGGUCAAGGAGAUUGCUGCUGAGCUAGCACGUUUAACUGGAGGAAUCGUGCUAGACAUUCAUGAAGAGAACACGAUAAUCAUGUACAGAGGGAAGAAUUAUUCCCAGCCACCAACAGAGAUAAUGUCACCCAGGAUAACUCUUUCUAGAAAGAAGGCUUUGGAUAAAUCAAAGUACAGGGAUGGUCUUAGGGCAGUCAGGAACUAUAUUCCUAGACUGGAACAGGACCUUGAGCUGCUUAAAGUACAGAGCAUGGGGAAAGCUGAAUGUGGUUCUGCUUCUGCUGAAGAAACUUUGUAUACUGAUGAUGGUGCAGAAUCCGGGGGCGUGCCAAGCACUCCUUUGGAGAAUUCAGAAAAGUUAAAAAAAAUUACAGAUGGGCAAGAAGAAUGCUCUGAGGAGGAAUCUCCUAUGGAUUUGGGAAUGCUAUCCGAUUCAGAAGAUCUAUCAGACAUUUUUGAGACGGACUCUGAUACAGAAACUGAGGAUAAAGUAAAACGUCCUCUUUAUUUGGAAGAGUUCAAGAAGUUUCCUAUUCAAGGUAAUGAAGAACCUGAAGACUUUGAGGAGCACUUGCGCCAACUAUCUGUGGACUCAAGAAAAGUUGAGUCAUCUGAAAAAGAUUCUGACAUACCCUCCUUCGACGAGGUUGACCGCUUGUUUCUUCGUGCUGCUUCUCUUUUAAAGAAAAAGAAGAGAUAGGAGAUGUAAAAAAAGUUAAAAUGUUGAAUAGACAUUUUUUCAAUUUCUAUUUUCUUUGCUAUUCAUAUGAUUAGCAUUGAGGUGCUAUUAUGCCAACAAGCUCUUAUAACUCUAAGAGACUCCUAAUUUAUUCUUUUUUCUCUAAAGUCUUUUAAAAGAA
Molecule: messenger RNA, 1591 nt
Organism: Ricinus communis (castor bean)
Lineage: Eukaryota; Viridiplantae; Streptophyta; Magnoliopsida; Malpighiales; Euphorbiaceae
Exons: 4
Coding region: 25-1431 (468 amino acids)
Molecular function (GO): RNA binding
Source: RefSeq, a predicted model, not a curated record